Wasmannia auropunctata (little fire ant) is the source of this 393-nucleotide messenger RNA. RefSeq lists its product as uncharacterized. The coding region runs from base 1 to 387 and encodes 128 amino acids. Lineage: Eukaryota; Metazoa; Arthropoda; Insecta; Hymenoptera; Formicidae. The record is from RefSeq and is a predicted model, not a curated record. The transcript has a single exon.
AUGCCGCAUAUGGCAUUCAUUCUCAUGUAUGCAAUGGUGCCUUUUCGAAAUAACGGACAUCUGACAAAUCUACAGGAAAACUUUAAUUACUGUUUAUCUUCCGCGAGACUGGCAGUGGAACGUAUUAUAGGAUCUCUGAAAGAGCGUUUUAGAAUCCUUCUGGACUGUCUGCCAUUAACAGAUGUGAAGAAAAUUCCCGAAUUUAUUGUUGCUUGCUGCGUGUUACACAAUAUCUGCGUUUUACAAAAUGAUGAAAUACCCAUAGGUAUACAAUUAAGGCAUGUCGAGGAAAUUGAUCAUAUUAUACAUAAUAAUAAUGCAACAGAAUUAGGAAAAGCCAAACGAACUCUAAUUAUGAAUGCGUUACGAAUGAGAAUCGCUUAUUAACAUUUA